AUGAAUAUAGUCAUACCGCAAUCCCCUCAAAAGAACUCCACAGAGCAGUUUCCAGUUAUAUUAUGGAUCCAUGGCGGCUCUCUUCUCCACGGGAGCGCCAACUACGGAAUCUACGAUGCCGUUAACCUUGUCUCGCACAGCGUUGAAACCGGACGGCCGGUACUGGUCGUCAGUUUCAACUACCGACUUGGGUUAGGUGGAUUUCUUGCCAGUAAACAGAUAGCAGCGGAGCUGAAAGAGAACGGAUUUUCUGGGAAUGGGAAUUUCGGAUUCACCGAUCAACGGCUUGCGAGUGAAUGGAUUCAGAAAUACAUUGCUCAAUUUGGCGGAGACGUGCAUAACGUUUCAGCCUUUGGACACUCGGCUGGUGCUAUUUCGAUUGGGCAUCAUUUGGCGGCGACUGCCAAUACGUCGAUGCUAUUUCAUCGCGCGGUUUGUAUGUCUGGUUUAGGUAGUACGCUUUUAUGUUCGAGUCCUGAAGAGCAUCAGGCUAUUUUUGAUGCUACUUGUCGGUUUUUCUCGAUUGAUCGAGAACAUCCGGAUGUACUGGAUCAAUUGAGAAGGAUACCUGAGCAGACUCUGGCUAAUGCGGAUCCGAUCAUUCAGGGCGUAGCUUCUGGAACUGAGUAUCCUUGUUUCGAUGGGUGGUUUUAUGCGCGUGAUCCGCAAUAUAUCAGCCAGACACCGCCAUGGCUUAAAUCAUUCCUUUUCGGCGAUGUUCAUGAUGAAGGAUUGAUCUCAAAGAUCAACAUUCUCAAAGAUACGUAUCAAUCAGUACGGGAAACUCUUCUCGGCCAAGUCCAAGACGCCACUUUCGUUGACGCUGUCCUCGGGGAAUACGGAAUUACGCCUGAUCUAUCGAGUCAAGAUUUGAUAGAUCAGACAUGUGAGAUGGGCGCGGAAGCCGUUCUCAAGGUCGAGAAUUAUCAGACUGCGCUUGUUAAUAGUCAUCUUGAGAACCGGCUAUUCAAAUACCAUUCGAUCAGCGCUCCCGAUUACCCAAUAUCCUACAAGGCAAAGCUUACCAUGGACUGGACGUUUUGUAUCUUUUCAUGA
Penicillium cosmopolitanum is the source of this 1056-nucleotide messenger RNA. Its product is annotated as para-nitrobenzyl esterase. Lineage: Eukaryota; Fungi; Ascomycota; Eurotiomycetes; Eurotiales; Aspergillaceae. Bases 1 to 1056 code for a protein of 351 amino acids. The transcript has a single exon. The record is from RefSeq and is a predicted model, not a curated record.